AUGGCGGACACUGUCUCGAAGCAUCGAGCUGAGUUUGCCUUUGCUCAGCUUGAGAACGAGAGAUCUCUGACAUCUCUUCGUGACGAGCUAAGGGUAGAUCGUGGGAUUGUUGAUCGGUCUCGGGAUGAGAUAGCUGCUCUUCAGACCCUUGUUGAUGCCCACCAUCGGGAGCACAAGGCUCUCUGCGAGAUGCUUGAGCGCAAGGGCGUACUUCAUCGGAAGAAGCAGCGUACUGAUGGUACGGCUUAA
This is a messenger RNA of Peronospora matthiolae, 249 nucleotides long. Lineage: Eukaryota; Oomycota; Peronosporomycetes; Peronosporales; Peronosporaceae. The record is from the annotation of a GenBank genome assembly.